Molecule: messenger RNA, 3795 nt
Organism: Pleuronectes platessa (European plaice)
Lineage: Eukaryota; Metazoa; Chordata; Actinopteri; Pleuronectiformes; Pleuronectidae
Gene: pdia5
Product: protein disulfide isomerase family A, member 5
Exons: 17
Coding region: 39-1619 (526 amino acids)
Biological process (GO): protein folding
Cellular component (GO): endoplasmic reticulum
Molecular function (GO): protein disulfide isomerase activity
Source: RefSeq, a predicted model, not a curated record
CCGAGUGCGCCUGCGUAUCCAGACGUGGCAACGGCAUCAUGGCCUCUUGGACCCUCUUCGGGAGACGGAUGAAGGAGGCGAGAAUGUUCACGCUGGUGCUGCUGGUGUGGCUGCUGGCCGUGCUUGAGGCGGUGAAGGUGUCUCCUCUCAUAGAGAAGGUCAGCGACCACAAAGACUUCAAGAAGCUCCUCAGGACGAGAACCAACGUUCUGGUGCUCUACACAAAGACGGCUACAUCAGGAGACUCCCAGCUGAAACUGCUGUCAGAUGUUGCCCAGACUGUAAAAGGCCAAGGGACCAUUGCCUGGGUCAACUGUGGAGAUACAGAGGGUCGUAAGCUCUGUAAGAAAGUGAAGGUGGACCCAAGCUCCAAACGUGCCGGAGCGGACCUGCUACAUUACAAAGACGGGACGUUUCACAUUGAGUACAACAGGCCUGCUACCUUCAAGUCCAUGGUUUCGUUCCUGAAGGACCCAUCAGGGCCCCCACUGUGGGAGGAGAACCCUGAGGCAAAAGAUAUCGUCCACAUAGAGACGGAGAAAGACUUCAGGAAGCUGCUGAAGAAGGAGGAGAGGCCGAUCCUCAUGAUGUUCUACGCUCCCUGGUGUGGCGUAUGUAAGAGAAUGCAGCCCAUCUUCCAGCAAGCAGCCACAGAAACAAAAGGAAAAUAUAUACUGGCGGGGAUGAAUGUGCACCCGGCUGAGUUUGAUGGCCUCAAGCAAGAGUACAACGUCAAAGGCUACCCGACCUUCUGCUACUUUGAGAAGGGGAAAUUCCUUCACCUCUAUGAAAACUACGGAGCUACAGCCAAGGAUAUCGCUGACUGGAUGAAGAACCCUCAGCCCCCGCAGCCAAAGACCCCUGAGGUGCCAUGGUCGGAGACGGACUCCGCAGUCUUCCACCUGACCGAUGAGACCUUUGACAUCUUCCUGGAGGAACAUCCCGCCGCCCUGAUCAUGUUCUAUGCCCCUUGGUGUGGCCACUGCAAGAAGAUGAAGCCAGAAUAUGAUGAAGCUGCUGAAAUACUCAACAAGGGAGCAGAUAGCCCGGGUGCGUUAGCAGCCGUAGACACCACUGUGAGCAAGGCUGUGGGGGAUCGCUUCAAGAUCUCCGGUUUCCCAACUGUUAAGUACUUCCAGAAAGGUGAGGAGAAAUACACGCUGCCGCAUCUCCGAAGCAAAGACAAGAUCAUCGAGUUCAUGCACAAUCCCCAAGCUCCACCUCCACCUGAGCAGUCUUGGGAGGAUAAGCCCUCCAGCGUUAGUCAUCUCGGAUCAGAGGAUUUCCGGGAGGCGCUGAAGAAGAAGAAACAUGCUCUGGUCAUGUUCUACGCCCCCUGGUGUCCACAUUGUAAAAGCGCUGUCCCCCACUUCACCACAGCGGCGGAGCUCUUCAAAGAGGACCGGAAGAUUGUAUACGCUGCUGUGGACUGUACAAAAGGACAGAGCCACGAGCUCUGUAAGCAGGAAGGCGUGGAGGGUUACCCAACAUUCAGUCACUACAACUACGGCAAGUUCGUGGACAAGUACAAUGGAGAUCGUGGGGAGGCAGGCUUCAUAGGCUUCAUGCGCAGCCUCAGAGGACGGGACCAGGUUGUCAAGAGGAAGGAGGAACUCUGAGGGAGGGGGGGGGGCUCACUGAGGGGGCGAUGCACUGCACAGUUUGUCAUUGCACUGGGACCAUUGACCCCGGCGAGGGCCCUAUCCACACUGACUCGGGAGACUUGAUGACCUCAGUGAAAGGCUAUUUUUUAUACCAACAGAGUACCUUCAGUCAGACCAACCACUUUUUUUUUGUCCAUGGAUAUUCUGAUGGGCAGAUAAUACACGGACAUAAUUAAAAGUGAUUUCAUGUAUUUGCCCAAAACACUGUGACUGCAUAUGUGAAAAGCUACACCCUAUACAGAAUCUAUGCAAUAGGGACCCCUGCUUAGCCCUUUGUGGGGGGUCUGAAACUGAAUGACACCCUUGGUGGUUGGCACCAUUACUUAAAGAUGGAGGCGUCUCUCCACAGGGGUCCAAAUCCAGUUCCAUCGUCCCUGCUCUGUUGAUAAUCAGCAUGUGUCUAUUCUAUAGAAAAACACCUGUUCCAAUAUUUUUCUACAGUUUCUUCAUGUAUCAAGCCCAAGAUCAUCCAGGGUAUCGCUUUUUCAUCAGUUAGAAGAUAACUGCGUUCAACACUAACAUCUAAAAGAAGUGCUGCAGAUGGUCAGGGACUGUAGCAAUGUGGGGAGGGGGGGGGGGGGUCAAUAUUCGGAACAGUUCCCAACUUUCAUGAUUAGUUUGACUUCAAGGUCAUUUUUUAUCUGCUCUAAACUGUGGCCUUAUGGAUCUAAAAAGAUAAAAAUUAUAGCUGGGAUUGCAUAAAUAUGAAAAAUGAUAAGUGGAAGGGAACCAGAUGCCUGGUGCCCUCGUUAUUCAAGAACAUGAAAUGCCAAAUAUUACUGCACAUUACCCUCCAUAGUUUCAUGCUUUAUACAUUUUCAUUUCGAGUUUACAACAUUCAGCACUAGAGUGACAUUUAACAUCUUGCAGCUCUUGUGUUGUUAAUUCAAAAUGGGUUUUCAUCAAGGUUUUAAGAAAGGCAGAACCAAAGUUAUGAUAAAAUGUCCAAAACUUUUUCAUCCCCCUGUCUGUUUAAGUAAACACCCAGUAUCUUACAAUCCUCAAUGCAUUCACACAUCGUUCAGGGAGAAGCUGGAAUACUUUAAGCCUCUGGUUUACAUUUUGGGCAUUCAGGGUUUUGUUUAAGUUUAAUGUUUCCAUACAUCGGUUAACUGAACGAUACAGAGGAGCCAAGAGUCAAAAAUGAUCACUGUGGCCAUUUGUUUUAUCUCGAUCUGCACCUGCCUGCCACACCUUGGCCUCGCUCGUCUUCAGUAAGCUUGGAAAGCGCUCUCCCAUUCCUCCCCUCCCAUUUCAAUGGAUGUCUUCACAGUACAUCCAAGGAGUAAUUAGGUAUUAAUCAACUGAAGUCUCCAGACCCCUCCAGCUUCUCCCAGCAUCAUCGAUUCAGAGUCAUCAUUAUUACCUCUGAAGUAAUUUUUUUAAUGCUCUGUGUUUUCAACUCCCAUGCUUUGGCCACUAUAAAUAUUUAAAGGCUUAUCUGUAGCUGGACUUGUGUUUCAUUAUUCAAGACUUUGGUUUCUUUCAUUUUGAAUAUGGUUCUCAGGGAUCGCGAAACACAAGUGAAGGGAACUAGUUUGUUCGUAAUUAUGCAUUCCAGCAGAACAAUUGGGAGCCCUUAGGUCACCAAAUGAAAUAUCGUUUGUAUCCCAAGAAGAAGAUAAAAUCCUGAAAUAUCCUUUUCUGUGCUGUAUCAGAAUAUCAUGUUUUGAAUAAGACUUGUCCGUAGACGUUACUGAACCAUUCCUCGUCGGACACAUCUCGUUGUGAUUAUUAAUGGACUCAUUCCAAGUGAAACUGUCUCAAAUGUUCUGGCUGGCACCAAACACAUGUUUGUGUUUAGUGUUCAAUGUGACUUUAAUCACUUUGUGGUGUAUCGAGAGCUUUUCGGAAGAGUUCUUUACACAGAUCUUUACACAGAGAAACUAUUUCCUAUGAUAACGUUGUCCAUCAUUUGUUUUCUUUAGAAAUCUUCACUGUGAAAUCACUUGUUUGUUGAAUAAUAGAACAACCACCUCUGUCUUAUCCCAAAGGAAUCUGUGUUGUGUGGGAAUCUGUCACACUUGCCAAGAAGUCAUUGAUGCCUUUUGUUGACUUUUCUGUGCCCAGCAAUAUGUACAGUUUUGCCCCUUGCAGUAAGGACCUUGCGAAAUAAAAUCAAAAAAGAACA